Paracoccidioides brasiliensis Pb18 is the source of this 1725-nucleotide messenger RNA. RefSeq lists its product as uncharacterized. Bases 1 to 1725 code for a protein of 574 amino acids. The transcript is spliced from 4 exons. The record is from RefSeq and is a predicted model, not a curated record.
AUGGCGAAAUUUAACUAUACAGGGCGCAAAGUCCAGGGGAUAAAGGCAGGACAGGCAGUCUCGAAGGAUCUUAAAAAGCGAAUUCCACCUGGGAUUGGAGCAAAGGCAGCGGCAAGAGAUCCUCAUGUGGAGAUCGAUCUGACAGGCAAAGAAGUCACCGACGAGGGAUUUGCAGUUUUCGUAGAUGAUCUUAUAAAUUGCAUUCAGUAUCGCGAUGCAGAGCAUCCUGAUGGCAUCGUCCACCUAACUGAGAUCGCGAUAAAGGGCAAUGCAUUGACGGUCGCAUCUAUGGAGAAGUUGGGCCGUGUCAUCGCGCUCAGCAAUGACAGCUUGACACAGGUGGACAUCUCAGACAACCAGAUUUCUGUUACUUCUAGAAAAGAGAGAGACGUGUGGCAGAGAUUUCUUGAGUCAUUUCAGGGAUGCUACCUGCUAAGGAAAGUUGACUUCAGUGGCAAUCCUUUUGGGGGCGGGGGUUUCGACGUGUUUGCCAGAGUCUACACGCAAAGCGAUCUGGAUUUUGUCGUCGAACCUCUCAACAACGAUGGAGUAAAUAUGUCUGUCGAUACUGAUAGGGUGGAAACAACCAGCCAAGCCACGGGUACCGUUGGUCUGAACCAAGACAAAGAGAAUAGGAGACCCCGAGGGGACCAGAAACCAUUGACACGAAAUAACAGCUGCCAUCAAGAUGCUUUGAAGGGUUUUGGAUCCCCAGCCAGCCAUCAAAAAGUGCAAGCCACGGAUAAGACCAGAUAUUCAAGUUCACGAGGCCUUCGAUCAGUCCCACAAAUGCAUGCACGUUUCACCUCUGGACUCUUGUUCUUGCUCACCGCCAACCAGAUAAGCUGUUACAGUUUCUCCCACCUGGGAAACCAGUGGCAUCCCUGGAGGAGGCUUAACACUGAGAACGGCAUUGUGUACACACCGUCCAAAGAACUAAGUGCACUGGGGCUAAGACUGCUUAACCUUGGCAUUGAAUUCCGCCAGCAAAAUUCCGAAGCCGAUGUAGAAGUGACAGCAUCCCAGGUCUUCGACGACGACGACAACAAGUUAGAAGAGUCUGAAAUCACAAAACAGAGAGAGUUACGAAGAAAGCAUAAUAUCGAGAUGGAGCGAGUGAAGAAUCACCUGCUUUUGGAUGUUCUCAAGACCGAAAGUGUAUACAUUUCUGAUAUUUGGGUCGUAGCAUUCAAAAUGAUGAGAGUCGCCCGUGCAAUCUUGCUCGAUGGCAGUACAAGACUGAAACCCUAUGAGAAGAAUCUCAUUGAAGAGAAUCAGAAAAAUGAAUAUUUGUUUGCACCAAGCAGUGAAGGGUUUCUGAAAGAUUUCCCUACUAUCCAGGAAACGCUGGAGUGGAACAACCAGGAGAGUUUGACUUCAUGGGGUUCGUGGUUAUCUCAGCGAGGUGCACAGAUUGUGUCGGGCCGCAGGCGUUCAGGUGCCCACAGCGAAUCAAUGACCGGCACUAGAAAGAGGAUUUCAAAGACUGUAAAGAGAGGCGAUGUUGGUCGGUUUGGUUUACCAAUGGAUCUGUGGCGCAAAAUCAUUGCAGAAGCCAUGGGAGCUUCUGAUAUUUUGACAGCAGACCAACAGAUGCAGGUUCUUCGGUAUGCAUCGAGCUGGCAAGCUAUAAAGCAAGAACUGAGGAUUAGAGGAGGCACAGAGUUUGAACAUAUAUGGAAGAUCCUAAGCUCAAUGGGAUGUCUAACAUACGACCAUCACUGA